AUGGCCGGUACCCUAGCUAAGCUUGCUUGUAUGCUCUUCCUGUGCAUGGUGGUUGCCAAAGCGGCCAUGACAUGCCCUCAGAUCCGAGGAGGGAUGGUUCCGUGCAUCAACUACCUCAGCAAAGGUGGGAGCCCUAGUGCGGCUUGUUGCACCAACCUGAAAAACAUGGUCAACUCGGCGACGACCACCAUCGAUCGCCAGGAUGCCUGCAAGUGCUUGAAAGAAGCUGCCGGGGCACUUCAAGGGAUCAACCCAACCAACGCUGCAAGGCUCCCUUCCAACUGCAAAGUUAACAUUCCUUACAAGAUCAGUAUGAGCACCAACUGCGCCAGCGUAAAGUGAAUGAAGAUCGAGUCGAUAAUGGAGCAUAGCAGGAUAUGAAGCUAGCUAGUUUAGUAGGCUCAUUGAGUAAAGAAUAAUAUGGGAAUUGCGCGCGUCCAGA
Molecule: messenger RNA, 442 nt
Organism: Argentina anserina (silverweed cinquefoil)
Lineage: Eukaryota; Viridiplantae; Streptophyta; Magnoliopsida; Rosales; Rosaceae
Product: non-specific lipid-transfer protein 1-like
Exons: 2
Coding region: 1-342 (113 amino acids)
Biological process (GO): lipid transport
Cellular component (GO): membrane
Molecular function (GO): lipid binding
Source: RefSeq, a predicted model, not a curated record